Clonostachys solani is the source of this 4347-nucleotide messenger RNA. Lineage: Eukaryota; Fungi; Ascomycota; Sordariomycetes; Hypocreales; Bionectriaceae. The record is from the annotation of a GenBank genome assembly.
AUGGAGCGCACAAACGGGAACGGCUUUGGUCCUGCCACCCCAGGCACUAGGGAGAAGUUCGAAGAUGAGAAGCGUCGCAUCAUCGAGAGUUGCUUUAGCAAGAGGGAGCCGGAUGGGACGCCUCUAUGCCAGCUCCUUCUCUCGUCUAUCAAGCUAACAUCUAAGCCAGUCCAGGAGACGUACAUCACCCACCUUCGCAUUACCGAAUUCUCGACGCAUCCUGCGACGCCGCCGCCUCCGCAAGCUCGAACUCCCGACUCCCAAAAACCUCGAGCCAUCAUCAUCGCAGUUCGGAAAUCGGGCCGCGUCCGCAUGCACAAGUCCAAGGAAAACCCGAAUGGAACCUUCUCCAUUGGCAAGACCUGGAACUUGGAUGACCUCACGCACAUUGAGUCCUUUACCAGCCCACAAGCCAACCCUCAGCACCGAGAAUGGGCUGGAGAUACCGGGUUCAUAGUCACCUUGGUGAAGCCUUAUUUCUGGCUGGCGCAGUCUGAUAAAGAGAAGAAGUUCUUCAUCGCCAGUAUGAUCAAGAUUUAUGGCAAAUAUACGGGCGGUUUGGUUCCCGAACUCUUGGGUUUCGACCCAAGGGAGCUGGAGCAAGUCAUGGGAGCGGGCAAGCGGCCUCCUCCCAACAUUGGCGGCCAAUAUCACAACGGACCACCGCCAAUGAGGCCACCACAGGGCAUUUCUUCUCCUCCAUCAAUGCCCGGUCAUCCCAACUUCCCACCGCACAUGCCUGGCUCUCACGAUGGCCCGCCUAGAGCGACUAGAACCCCUCCGAUCCGACAGCAACCGCCGAGUGGCACCAAUUCCCCUGCUGGCAGCUUCGAUUCGUCGGCCUCGAGAGACCGGGAUAGGACCAACCUACGAAAAGUCGUCCAGAAUAGCAAAAGUCAAGAGUCCAUGUCGAUGGCGGUUCGAAACGGACCACCAGGUCCUCAAGCUGAGCCACCGACCCAGCCACUGCCACAGAUACCGAACCAACAUGGCCCCAGUCGGUCAAGAGACGACCAGACGCCCCCCAUGCCCCUUCCACUCAUGCGACCACCGAGCAGAGCCGCCAGAGAUGAACAAGCUGCGCAGAACAUUCCAUCGCCUAGUCGAGGGCGGGAGGACCAAACACCCCCUGAGAGGAAGCGUCCUCCCAUGGACCCAACACGGCCACAAGAUAGAGACUUGGUGCCGGCACCUCUCAUUCCUGGUACUGGCGGCCCUGGCAAGAAGGACCCUGUCAUGCCGCCACCACGAAGUGCAGAGCGAGCCGGGCGUAAAAACUCUACCAGCCAAGGUCCCAACCAUCCUCCCGCCCUUACCCCCUCUCUGGGAACAGAUUCUACCCCCACCGUACCUAUACAAAGUCCCGAGGUCCCUAAAUCAGAUUUUACUUCGGGUGGGCUGAACAGUCUCCCGAUCCCUUCUCCGACCGUUAAUAUCCCUCUGCCAGUAACGGGCAAAGAAGCACUAACCUUGCAAACUGAUAUUGAGCAACCAUCCAAGGUGUCACCCGUAUCGGCGGCAGCACCAACGUCGGGACCUCAGGAAGAGACGUCAGCCAAGGGUGAUGAAACUACCGCCAAGGAUGAAGACAAGACAGACGAAGAGGAGAGACCUGGUCUCGGGCCUAUGAUCAAGUCUCCAAAGACGAAGGAGCAGGUUGCGGGAGCAUUCUGGAAGGCGGCAGCGGCAGCGGCAGCAUUUAAACCUCGUCGAGGAGGUGCCGGGGAGCGACUACGACUGGCGGCCCAGAAAACAACCGACGGCCCAGACGGGAUCACGGAUGUGGUUCCAGCACCCCCUAAGCCAGACACACCCAAAGAAGACUCGGCCCCUCCAACUCCAGAUGUUCCGGCGCGUGCUCCUCAGCGUCGCUCCAACAUUCCCGACGUCAAGGUUGCGGUGCCAAGCAUAAAUCGGCCAUUAAGUGGCCAAGGCGCGUCAUCUCUUAUCAAAGAGAUUCCCGAGUCUUUCCCCAAGGAACCGGCUCGACCAGUACGAGCUGUAGGGAAGGAUUCAGAAUAUUUGCAGAGUCUCAGUGUUGACCACCGGAUUCUCGAUAAUAGAAGCGAAGGAUUUGGCCGAUGGCUUGACCAUUUUGGCUGGAUACCUGGUGAACAAAUGCAGUCUGGGAAUGUCGAUGAUAUGAGGGCCGACCUCGAACGAGAGUUGAAUAAGACACAAGCUGGCGGCUGGCUGGCGCGCUUCCAAGAAGAAGAUGACAAGGUAGACGCUAUCAAGCUGGGGAUCGAUGUCGCCAUCUUGGAAUGCGAGGAGUUGGACAAUCUCCUAACGCUGUAUUCCGUUGAGCUUUCGACGUUAUCCGAGGAUAUUGCCUAUAUUGAAGCACAAGGCCAAGGUCUUCAAGUCCAAGCCGCAAACCAAAAGCUGCUGAAACAGGAACUCGAGUCUCUUCUUGAGACCUGUGCAAUCACCACCACCGAUCUACAAGUGCUUCGUACGGCACCCCUGGACAAUAUUCAAGGCCUUUCUGAAGUUGAAAAUUCCUUAGUUGUCCUCUUCAAGGCUAUGAUCAAGAUUGAUCCCAGCCUCGGAGGGCGCGAACCAGGAAAGGCCGGGGAUUCGUCAGUCGAUGAUCAAGCAUUGGGACUUGAUAGUGACUACGGUAACAUGAGGAUUGUUCAAGAAAAGAAGGAAAUGUACGUGCAAGAGAGCUCGCAUUUUAUGCAGCACCUCAUCGGCUUCAUGCCGCAACAGUUCGAUCUGGCACUUGCCGAGACGAAACGUGCUCUCAGUGGAGCUCUAGCAAAGAGAGGCGACUCGAGCCACCACGAAGCUGGUAGAGAUGUCCUGUGGAAAUACGGCCCCUUGAUGCUUUAUGCCCGAGACGUCGAUUUGAAAAGCUGGAGCCAGAUGCUUGGCAUCUAUCAAGAGAAGAGCCAUCCUGUGUAUAAGAACGAAUUCCAGACUAUCAUGAUGAGCUGCCGCAAGAACGCCCGCAAGAUGACCAGCGAGGAACAAGUAUGGCUCUUCACCACUCAAAUAGAAAAGCAACAGGAGAACGUGGCGACAGCGGCUAGAAAGAUGACGGUGAAGCGAAGUCAGACGCUCGCCCGCGCUCUGCGAUCUCCCCUCUCCGAGGGUAAGGCUGAUCGCCAAAAGGCAGGGUCCGGGACCCUCCCAUGGGAAGUAUUCAGUGCUGUUUUGGACGAGCUGCUCCCUCUGGUUGAAAUGGAACAAAACUUCAUCAUCGAUUUCUUCCAUGCUACAACGCUCGAGCAGACAGACUUCCCAGAUGCGGUUGCUUCCAGCACGCCCCAGGAUCGUGGUGGCGGUGAUCUCAAGAAACAUCGUAUCAUGGAGCCUGACCGUGAUCUCGCUAGGCGUGUCACACGGUCCAUGGAGACCAUUUUCUCAUUCUUGGAUCAUGAUCUGCAAAAGCUGAUGGAAUGGGUCAUAUCCCAGGAUCCUUUACAAGGAGUGGGCAUGUUUGUGGCGGUUGAGAAGAAGAUGGCAGAUAUUAGUCAAACGAACCAAGACUUUAUCAACACGAUUUUCCAAAAACAGCACGGUCUGCUUGGCGGCCGGUUCAGGAAAUUCGUAGAUGAUCAAAUCCGGGCCAUUGAAGAGACAAAGGUCAAGAUCCACAAGCGCAAGGGAGUUAUUCAUUUCAUUCGCGUGUUCCCUGCUUUCUCUACAGUGGUUGAGAAUAUGCUGGUUGGGAUUGAUCCCAAUCUCCCUAUCCGGCGGACAGUGGACCGAGAGUACGAUCGAAUGCUCAAGUCCAUGUUUGAUUCCCUUCUCGUUAUUGCUCGCGAGAACCCGGCAGUGGGCGUCACGAGCGGCGGAGGAGACCCCGAGGACAAGGAGGCUCUCAACUUCCACAUUCUUCUCAUUGAGAACAUGAACCAUUUCGUUGAGGAGACGGACACACGAGGACUAGAUGUUCUCGAAAUCUGGAAAAACAAUGCAAGCAGGGAAUACCACGAACAUAUGGGCCUGUACCUCAAUGCAGUGAUGCGCAGGCCGCUCGGCAAGCUCCUUGAUCACCUGGAGAACAUUGAGGCCCAGCUGCAAUCCGGCAAGGCGCCAAACCUGAUCGCGGCCCAGCCUUCAAACACCAAAACUAUUUUUAACAAAAUACUCGGCAACUACGACUCCAAGGAGGUACGCAAGGGCAUCGAAGCGCUGCGGAAGCGAGUAGAGAAGCACUUUGGCGAUGCAGACGAUCCGGCGCUGAGCCGCGAUCUUGUCGCGAAUGUGAUUCGCGAGAGCGAAAAGUUCUACGUGGAUGUUGAGUCGAGAAUCGGACGGAUUAUCACCGAUGUGUACGAGGGCGAUGUGCUGUUCGAGUGGCCCAGGGCGGAUGUCAAGGCUGCUUUCAAAUGA